AUGCUGCCACCUAUCAACAGCCUUUUGCAGGAGCACCGUGGCGAAAGAUCGCAAUCCGAACCUUGCUCCCCAUUUUUCAGCCCCGCAAGGCUUAACUCCUUUAAGUUGGACGACAAGGGCGUCAUUAAACUGCCUCCUCUUCUUGGCCAGACGCCCCGUCAACCAUGCACACCUGCGCCAAUGGCGCGCACACUAGCUCCAGUACAGGACCUUAACGUGAUUGGAAUAUCUACACCUAGAGCCAGCCUAAAAAGAGCACAGUCAUGUUCUAGCGUAAUAGAAAGUUCUCCCAUUUUCGCGCACCGCAGCGUGCCCGAAACGCCAGACGCCCCUGUUACCAACAAACCUGCACACACUAGAGCCAUGACACCAAACUCUUUGACUAAAACACCCGCUGCCGAUCACAGAAAAGCAUUUGCAUUUAUCACGCAUUCACAGGAUACCUUCCCAUCGAAAGAACCCUCCAUCGACAACGCUCCGCUUGCCAGGCGCAAGAGGAGAAGAACCUCGAAGCACGAGCUCAACAUUCUGCAGUCUGAAUUUGAAAUUUGCCCUACGCCUGACAAGCAGAAACGUGCUGAGCUUUCAAAGCGUUGCUGCAUGUCUGAAAAAGCCAUCCAGAUCUGGUUUCAGAACAAAAGACAGAGCGUAAAACGCCAGCAAAAGGCCACAUCUUCGGACACUUCUGCGCCAUCCACGGAACGCCCUGAAGCACACACAGUGACGCCCCUGGCGACAAGAACGCUGCGGCCUGGUCAUGCAUUCAAACAAGACCCAGCAACUCCGUCAUCAUCUAUUUUGGACACUUCCAACCUUGUUCUUGAAAGUGUACCUCCCUCAGACGUGGCUUACUGCAGCCCGACACUUUCGAAGCAGCAAUCUCAUCAGCAGCUCGGCCGCGGACAAGCAUUGACGUUCCGCUUGAAGAACGACACAAAAACCUUGACGCCCAUUAGAACAUCUCCUAAUAAUAGGGUUAACAAGCUGAUAAAUGGCAAUAAACGGCCAUCUCCAUCGAGUGAUAAUAUUUCGCCAACGCGGAAAUCGAAGUGCACUUUCAAGGCCUAUCAAGAUACCCAUAAGCGCUCUGCUCUCGAGGAGGUCAAUGUCAACAUAUUAAGGAGCUGA
Messenger RNA from Lachancea thermotolerans CBS 6340, 1128 nucleotides. It is a transcript of the gene YHP1, whose product is annotated as Yhp1p. Gene Ontology annotation, biological process: regulation of transcription by RNA polymerase II; cell differentiation. NCBI's taxonomy places the organism in Eukaryota, Fungi, Ascomycota, Saccharomycetes, Saccharomycetales, Saccharomycetaceae. The record is from RefSeq and is a predicted model, not a curated record. Gene Ontology annotation, molecular function: DNA-binding transcription factor activity, RNA polymerase II-specific; RNA polymerase II cis-regulatory region sequence-specific DNA binding. The coding region runs from base 1 to 1128 and encodes 375 amino acids. The transcript has a single exon.